Lathyrus oleraceus (garden pea) is the source of this 2088-nucleotide messenger RNA. RefSeq lists its product as uncharacterized. Bases 1 to 2088 code for a protein of 695 amino acids. The record is from RefSeq and is a predicted model, not a curated record. Lineage: Eukaryota; Viridiplantae; Streptophyta; Magnoliopsida; Fabales; Fabaceae. The transcript has a single exon. Gene Ontology annotation, biological process: DNA repair; telomere maintenance. Gene Ontology annotation, molecular function: DNA helicase activity.
AUGAAACAACGUUAUGAAGAUGGCAUGACUAUUGUUCUUAAUGGCGGUAAACCAGAUAUUUUUCUAACAAUGACAUGCAAUCCUUCUUGGAGUGAGAUAACAUCAGAACUUUUGCCUUUUCAAACACCACAAGAUCGUCCAGAUUUGCUAACAAGAAUAUUUCGUUCGAAAUUUGAGAAAUUGAAGGAUGAUGUUAUUAAUAAAGGAGUCUUGGGUAAAGUUAAAAGCUACAUGUAUGUCACUGAAUUUCAAAAGCGAGGACUGCCGCAUGUGUAUAUGUUGUUGGUCUUAGAAAGUAACGAUAAGUUGCGUGACCCAAAAGAUUAUGAUAGUAUGGUAAGAGCAGAAAUACCUAAAUUAGAAUGUGAACCACAGUUGCAUGAAGUUGUUAUAAGACAUAUGAUCCACGGACCUUGCGGCAUAAUCAAUCGAAAGUCUCCAUGUAUGAAAGACGGACAUUGUCAAAAAAGGUAUCCCAAACAAUUCUUGGAUGAAACACGUCAAGGCACUGACUCAUAUCCCGAGUAUAGGAGAAGGUUUGAUGAGUCUGUAUCGUUAGGUAGAGAUAGGUCUGUCGAUAAUAGAUGUGUGGUUCCUUAUAACCCUUGGUUACUGUUAAAGUAUGAUUGUCACAUCAAUGUAGAGAUUUGCAGUAGCAUUAAAAGUAUCAAGUAUCUAUACAAAUAUGUGUACAAGGGCCCUGAUCGUGUGGCUAUGGAGGUUCAUAAAGGAUCAUACGUGGAUGAAGUUCAGCAAUAUGUUGAUGCAAGAUGGAUUUGUGCUCCCGAGGCAUUAUGGAAAAUAUUUCGAUUCACUCUUUACCGAUUAUAUCCUUCGGUUGAAAGAUUGCAGAUCCACUUGCCGAACCGCCAUCAAGUGCGCUUUUAUGAUCAUCAGCAAAUUGCAGAUGUGUUAAAUAAUGAACGCAACUCCAAAACAAUGCUCACACAAUUCUUUGCAUUGAAUCUACGAGAUCCACAAGCAAGAAAGUAUCUGUAUAGAGAGAUUCCAGAGCAUUAUUGUUGGAACAAGCGGGGUAUGGAAUGGCAUCGUAGGCGAUCAACAAGAAAAGUUAUCGGGAGAAUCUAUACGGUAUCACCUUCGGAGGGAGAUAAGUUUUACUUGCGACUGUUGUUAUCGCAUGUCACAGGUCCAACCAGUUGGGAAUAUCUUAUUACAAAUAACGGCAUGACUUUCAGUACAUUCAAAAAAUCAGCCGAGGUUAGGAGAUUUCUAGAGACUGAUCAUAGUAUUCGUGAUUGUUUGGUUGAGGCUACGAGUCUCCGAAUGCCAUAUGCUUUACGAAGGUUAUUCGUGACGAUUUUAAUAUUUUGUGAACCUACUGAUGUUAGAGGCCUUUGGAAUGAGUUUUUUACACAUAUGGUAGAGGAUUAUCAAACAGCUAACAAUGUUGUGGAAUCAGACUUAACUAAUAUGUUGUUGAAGGACUUGAAUGAACUCUUAAACCUGCACGGUAAAAAUAUUGAUGAUUAUGAUCUCCCAUCUUUACCCCCUAAUACAAUAGACAGAGGUGAAGUUCCAAGUAUCAUACAAGAGGAGUUAGCGAUCGAUAUCCCCAAUGAAGAUAUUGAAUCUAUUGCUAAGUUAAAUAAUGAUCAAAUGAUUGCAUUCAACAUCAUUAUGAAUGUAAUUAUUCAAAAACACAGUGGGGUAUUUUUUGUUGAUGGUCCAGGAGGAACAGGUAAAACAUUCCUUUAUAGAACAUUAAUGGCAAGUUUAAGAAGUAGAGGAGAAAUUGUCUUAGCAACUGCAUCAUCUGGUAUAGCUGCAACAUUGUUACCCGGUGGUAGGACUGCACACUCUCGAUUUAAGAUCCCUAUUGAUAUUCAACCGAGUUCCAUUUGUGGUAUUGAAAAGCAAAAGGAUCUUGCAAAUCUCAUAAGAGUUGCUGCCACAAUAAUUUGGGAUGAAGCACCAAUGACAAACAAAAAUUGUUUGGAAUCCUUAGAUCGAUCAUUACAAGACAUUUGUAGCAACAAUGCUCCAUUUGGUGGAAAAGUUCUGAUCAUGGGGGGGGGGGAUUUUCGUCAAGUUCUUCCUGUUGUAAGAAAGGGUACUAAGGCAUAA